Salpingoeca rosetta is the source of this 2888-nucleotide messenger RNA. RefSeq names its product Gyltl1b protein. The record is from RefSeq and is a predicted model, not a curated record. The transcript is spliced from 7 exons. Gene Ontology annotation, molecular function: glucuronosyltransferase activity; xylosyltransferase activity. Gene Ontology annotation, biological process: protein O-linked glycosylation via mannose. Bases 224 to 2716 code for a protein of 830 amino acids. Lineage: Eukaryota; Choanoflagellata; Craspedida; Salpingoecidae.
AGGAGAGGAAGCAGGACUCGCACGAACCAAGCAAGCAAGCAAGCGAGAGUGAGCGAGCGUGGUUGGUGGCUUGCUUUCUUUGUGGCUGCGACAGGUCUCGAGUGCGUGUGUGCAUGUGCGUGUGCCUGUGUGUGCCAUGCGAGACAACACGGGGGGGACACAGCAAGUGACGGGUGCAUUGCGUUGCGUUGAUUGAAGGAGGGCGACCGAGAGAGACGGAGGGAUGAGGAUUGCUGGGCUUCGCCGCAGGUGCGGCGGGGGCACGCUUGUGUCACUGGCACUGGUGCUGCUUGUGGCUGGAAGCGUGGUGAUGCUGCUUGCUCCUCGUCCUCCACAACACAAGACGUGGUUCACGGGCUGGGCCCGUCAGAGUGGUGGCAGUGGGCACACUGGUGCUCGGCGACGACGUCGUGUGGGCAUCGGCGAGGAUGGCAGCCUUGAUGUGGCUGGUGACGGCGACAGCGGUGCUGCUGGAGGGCGGUCAGGGCUGUUUGGGUUUGCGCAAGUGGGUGAACCAGACACGGCAGUGGUUCGCAAGCUGGUGAUCAGCCAUGGCCUUCCUCCCGGUGGCUGUGAUACCGUUCACUUGGCCGCCGUCUCCGUCGGCUACGCGCAGUCAGCGCACCUGCGAACCAUGCUCAAGAGCAUCCUCCUGCACCGGUCCUUGCCCAUCCACCUUCACGUCAUCACAGAUGACGCGACGCUGCCUGUGCUGGAUGUGAUGCUGGGCACAUGGGGCAUUCGUGCGUUCAACUAUACCCUGUACCCCGGCGACCGCCACUUGUCUGCCAUCUCGUGGGUGGAGACGAGCCACUACUCGGGCCAGUAUCCGCUCCUGAAGCUCUUGCUUCCUACGCUGCUCGCAGACGUGCAGCACGUGAUUGCGCUGGACACAGACCUGACCUUCCGCGCAGACAUUGCUGAGCUCUGGCGCAUCUUCGCCAUGUUUGAGGCCGAAGAGGCCAUCGGCGUCGUCGAGAACUUGUCAGGUGGGGAACGGAGAGGCGGGAGGCGACUAUGCAUUUGGCGCGCGCGCGCGCGCGUGUCACCGCAUUCACCUCUGUGUAUGGCCUCCCUUUCUUGUCGUCGUUCGCAGCGAAAUUGGGCGAAUGUGUGGCGCGACACGACGCGUGCUGUUCUCUCUGACAAUCGUAUUGGCGUCACGGCCACUGCUCUCGCUGACCAGGACAUUAUCAACGCCGUCCUCAACCAGCACCCAGAGUGGAUGCUGCUGCUGUCGUGCGUGUGGAAUUUUCAGCUCAGCGAACACUCGCUGGCGCAGACGCAGUGCUCUGCCCGCGACGCCCUCGUCGUGCACUGGAACACACGCGCAAAGGACAUGCAGGCCACACUGCUGGACGACAAUGCGUUUCGUGCCCUCAGGGACGCGUACGAGAUCUCUCGGCGCGUUGACGGGGCCCUGCUCACCAGCACAACCCUCGACGUCGCAUGUGACAGCCACACCACGGCUGUCAACAACCGUCAGCAGCAGCAACAAAUACAAAUACAGCAGCAACUCCAACACCAACACCAACACCAACAGCAGCAGCAACAGCAAAAAGAGCUUGAGAACCAAGGUGAGGAUGGUGGAGGCGGUCACACAAGGCAGAGUGCACACAGACAACCACGACCACAGCUGUCGGCAUUAUCAUCAUCGUCGUCGUCGUCAUCGCAAUCCUCCAUCCUGGGUGUGAUGGGCCAAACGUCCAUCCCGCGUGCUGUCCGAGUAGCCUGUCCUCCAACGUACCUGAGUGCGCUCCAAGCCCCACUCCGCGUGCACCCGUAUUUCAUUGCAUACGACGCGUCGCUGGAAACCGAGAGCGAGAUCACGCUGGUGACGCACUUCACCCUCGACCGACUGCAGGCGUUUGUCGCCAUGGCGGAGACGUGGCAGGGCCCCAUCAGCGCGGCCGUGUUCAUCUCCGAGCACGACGCGUUCACAUCGCUGGCGGCGCUGCACCUCACCAACGUGGCGCUGCACGUGGUGUACCAGGACCCAGACCACGACGGCAGCCUGUACCCGAUCAACCGCCUACGCAACAUGGCCAUCUCGCUGUGCCGCACGCCAUACUUCCUGCACCUCGAUGUCGACUUCUCGUUCCGGUCGGAUCUUCACGCCGUCCUCGGCCGCCACGUCCGCGCCGUCAGCAUUGGCGAACUCAACAUCGAGGCGUCGAUGGGUGCAGCGCGUGGCACGGCGCUCGUGGUGCCGGCAUUUGAGUCUGUGUCGUACAAGCGUCACGUCCCCGACACGAAGGAGCGGUUGCUGUGGGAGCUCAGCACAGGCCAGAUGCAACCGUUCCGGGUGAGCGAGUGGCCCCAGGGACACAGCGCAACCGAUUUCGCAAGAUGGAAGCAGGCAGAUGCACCCUACCUCAUCCAGCACCAAUCAGGGUUUGAGCCGUAUUUGGUGCUGCCCAAGACGGCGCCGCCCUUUGACGAGACGUUUCUUGGGUUUGGAUGGAACAAGGUCUCGCACAUCGAGGAAUUGGUCGCUGCCCGCUUCAACCUGUUUGUUGUUCCGGAUGCAUAUGUUGUGCACACGCCACACCACGCGUCUGCUGACCUGCACGCGUUCCGCGCCAACCACGCGUACCGGCACUGUCUCGGGGCAGUGCUCGCCUCUGCCCGCACGCGCAUCGCACACACGUACGCGCCCCAGGGCAGCCAGCACAUGCACAGGCACGGCCUCGCGCACGCUGAUGGUGGUGAUUAGGUGUGCGUGUGCGUGUGCGUGCGUUUGUAUAAUUGCUGUGUCUAACUAGCCACACAACUAGGGAGAGUACUGGACCAGGUCGCCUUGAGCGAUGUUAUUGAACUUUGUAUGCACGUGGAGGUGCUGCGGUACCGUCACGAACUAAACAACGAUAAAAACAAACAAACAACGA